AUGACGUCGCUUCUCGGUAACCUCGUCGACUAUGUCGACUUUAGCAAGACGAGCUUGCUUGAGUACCACAACAAACUCCUAACGAACCUGUUUGGCGGCAACUCCAAGGCGGCCAACUAUGGUCUUGCUGCUGCCAUCUUCUCCCUUGGCCUCGUUCGCGACUGGUUGUUUAAGACUGCUAUUUCGGAGCAGCCAUCACACCCUUUGCUUGACAGUAUCUACACGCAAGCUGCCGCCUUCACAUUGUUCGCUGCCGGUAACACCCUCGUCAUUACCUCAACAUACCGGUUGGGAAUAAGGGGCACUUUCCUUGGCGACUACUUUGGCGUUUUGCUGGAAGAAAUGGUGACUGGGUUUCCUUUCAACGUGUCCAGUGCUCCCAUGUAUGUGGGCUCGACCUUGAGCUUCCUUGGAACUUCACUGUACUAUGGCAAGCCUGCUGGUCUUUUGUUGACGCUGUGGGUCUACCUCGUGUAUGUCGUUGCUCUGCGGUUCGAGGACCCUUUCACGGCAGGCAUCUAUGCCAAGCGGGAUCGCGAGAGAGCCGCUGCCAAGUCUGGCAAGAAGCAAAAGUAA
This is a messenger RNA of Pochonia chlamydosporia 170, 576 nucleotides long. RefSeq names its product phospholipid methyltransferase. Gene Ontology annotation, biological process: phosphatidylcholine biosynthetic process. The transcript has 2 exons. Gene Ontology annotation, molecular function: S-adenosylmethionine-dependent methyltransferase activity. NCBI's taxonomy places the organism in Eukaryota, Fungi, Ascomycota, Sordariomycetes, Hypocreales, Clavicipitaceae. The record is from RefSeq and is a predicted model, not a curated record. The coding region runs from base 1 to 576 and encodes 191 amino acids.